This is a messenger RNA of Chlamydomonas reinhardtii, 1169 nucleotides long. RefSeq lists its product as uncharacterized. Bases 188 to 937 code for a protein of 249 amino acids. The transcript has 3 exons. The record is from RefSeq and is a predicted model, not a curated record. NCBI's taxonomy places the organism in Eukaryota, Viridiplantae, Chlorophyta, Chlorophyceae, Chlamydomonadales, Chlamydomonadaceae.
GUUGUUCCCUGGGCAGCUGCCGCCGGAGCCGCGUCGCAGGCGCAAGGGCGUCAGGCGCAAGAGUGGCGGGCGCAAGGGGGGCCACCGCCGGAAGCAAUCGAAGCACUGGCAGCCGCGAGCCAGGACAGCACGGCGGCGGCGCCAGAAGCGGGGCCGAUUCCUUAUGAGCAUGGGCCACUGGCGGCACAUGUCAGGCCUGGAACGACUCCAGCCAAACCGCCCACAGCUUGCGCCAGCCCUGCAGGCGUACGUCGGCGGCAUCCCCACGGCGGCGACCGCGUCGGCGGCCCGGUUUGAAGAGCGCCUGCGCUACCUCUUCGCCAGUGGGGCAGCAGGGCAGGCGGCGGGGCAGGCGGCGGGGCAGGAGGCGGGGCAGGUGGAGGCGGCGGGGCCGGCAGAGGCGGGGCCCCCGGGCGCAGUGCACGUGCUGUGGCACUACCACUUCUCCGCCUUCCGCCGAAAGCGCUGGGCUGCGUUCAUCCAGCGCGACCGCGCGCUCCACCGCGUCGCCAAGCAGCUCACAGGCGGCAGGCCCAAGGAGGAGGUGGUGGUGGGGUGGGGUUCGUGGGCCUUCCAGGGAGGGAAGGGCGGCUCCCCCAUCUCCGUCAGGGGCGGGCGCGCGCCGACGGGGCGGCUCAUCAAGCUGCUCCGUGAGCGCUACGCCAAGCAUGUGUUCAUCAUCGAUGAAUACAAGACCUCCAAGACAUGCUACAACUGCGGGUGUCAGGAGAUGGCCAUCAAGCGGCUUGGGGGGCUGAAGGAGGGGCAGCGGCCCUGGUCGGUCAAAGUCUGCAACGACUGCUUGACGACCUGGAACCGCGACGUCUCCGCCGCCAACGUGAUCCGUGUGCUCCUCCUGCUGAAGCUGAUGGGCUUCGAGCGGCCGACCAAGCUGCAGCGGCCGCCAUGGCCGCCGGCGGCGGCGGGGCCGGGCUGAGAGCCUGAACGGCGCUAGCAGGGCGUGGGGCUGAGGGUGCACGUGUUGAUUGGCGGCGAGUGACGUGACUAGUUUGUUAGCUGCGGGUUAGCACGGACUGUGCACCCCACCCAACCGGCCACGUCCGGAUUUGCGGGGAUGCCAAAGGCCCCCAACAUAGAGGCGUGUGCUUAGUAGGCGCCCGCGUCAAGGUGGCUGGGUUGAUAACGACCCGGGAUCAGCCCUUUUCCUG